GCCACUUCAAAGGGAAGGGCUGGCGGCGGAGAGGUGGUUCGGAGACCGAGCGGGACCGGGGCGUCUCACAGCCCGAUCCCACCCCGGCGCUUUGCAUAAAUAAAUAAAUCAUGCGGAGAAGGAGAGGUGGAGAGAGCGGGCGAGCAGAGGAGGUUACUUUGGGAAGCCGCGGCUCGCUCAUCCCAGCCCCGUCUUUUGGAGGGAGUGUGUCAUGUUACAGAGGAGCCACGAUCAGCCAGAGCGCAGCGUCGCCGGAACAGCUGAGAAUUACCUCUCUCUAAUGGGGACUUUCAUGUGUGAGCUCCUGGCCGGUCUGCGAAGGACUGAAACUGGCAGCUUAAAAGGAAAUCAAAACCUACCAGCGACUCAAAAGACUGAAAGACAGGAAAAAAAAAUCUCAUAAGAUUUUUUUUCUCUCCGAAUCUUUGCUGCAGUUGGAUCCUUUUUUUUUUUUUCCUUUUCUUUUCUUUUUUUUCUGCACCCCUUUUUGUAUGCGUGUGUUUUUAUUUUGCAUUUUUUAGACACCCCCGUCCACUUUUGUCAUUCUUGCUGUUAACUGUCAUUUGGUGGCACCGGGAUCCCCUUGGACGUUUGUUUUCUAUGCCUUCUGGAUUGUGCUUCUUGGAAUAGGAGGGAGGCUUUAUUUAUUCUAUUUAUUUAUUUAUUGUUUCUCAGGAUAGGGAGGGAAUGUUGGAGGAGAAGAGCUGGAAGGGUGUUGGUGAAGCAGCUUUUGAAAGGGGGUGCGUGGCUCCCCCCAGGACCGGAGACGGGGAGAGAUGCUGCCGCCUCCCGCUGCUGCUGGGCUCGGGGCUGCCCGGCAUCUCCCUGCUCUCUCUGGUGCUCAGCCUCCUGCUGUACUUUCGGACCUCUGAUCUGCAAUCCCGGGUGUCCCACUUGGAAGCAGACAGAUCCACGCAGCUCCCUGCCUGGCUCUCAGCAGACCAAAUGGAGACGGCUAUUUUGGGAAGAGUUGACCAACUGCUUGAUGAGAAAUUGAAGUUUCACUUGCCGAGACAUCGAGAAGUUCGAGAGACACACCAGCGAUGCAACUGCCCAGCAGGUCCACCUGGUGCUACAGGAAGACCAGGACUUCCGGGAGACAAAGGCGCAAUGGGGAUUCCUGGGCGGCCGGGACUAAAAGGGCAACCCGGAGAGAAGGGUGCUCCAGGAGAAGCAGGCAUGUCUAUCAUUGGACCCCGUGGUCCACCCGGACAGCCUGGAACAAGAGGUUUUCCUGGAUUCCCGGGUCCUAUUGGCUUGGAUGGCAAACCGGGUUAUCCUGGACAGAAGGGGGAGAUGGGUGCCACAGGUCCCCGGGGACAGCCCGGACCCCCAGGACAAAAAGGAGAAAAGGGUCAGUGCGCAGAGUACUCCCACAGGCUGUUGCCUCUCCUCAAUUCAGUGCGGCUGGCUCCACCUCCGGUCAUAAAGAGACGCACUUUCCAGGGUGAACAAGGACAAGCAGGAAUCCAAGGUCCUCCGGGGCCACCUGGCCCACCGGGGCCCGCUGGACCAGCUGGACCCAAGGGAACCCCAGGACAGCCCGGACCAAGUGGGUCACCUGGCAGAGCUGGAGAACCUGGGAAGCCCGGCAGAGAUGGAAAGGGCUUACCUGGGCCUCCUGGAGCAAAGGGAGACCCUGGGAUUCAAGGAUACCCUGGGAGAAAGGGUGAGGCGGGCAUGUCAGGCUUGCCUGGUGCGCAUGGCCUCCCUGGAGCUACUGGCCCCAAGGGUGAAAAAGGGGACACUGGCAUAAAGGGAGAGAGAGGCAUGCCAGGGCUGCCAGGAAGACAUGGCAUGAAGGGUGCUCCUGGGAUGGCCACGGCAGGGAUGAAGGGUGAGCCUGGGACUCCAGGAGAAAAGGGAGAUCCUGGAGUCCCAGGGAGGAUGGGCCCCCCAGGUUUGCCAGGGAAAAGGGGGCAGCGGGGCGAGAAGGGCCGAGCUGGUGAUCCUGGGCUCCCUGGCCCUAAGGGAGAGAAGGGAAAUGGUGAGAAUGCCUUGGUGGGAGGCAAAGGGGAACCUGGCCCUCCUGGUUUGCCUGGGCCCCCUGGACCAAAGGGAGAAGCUGGUGACGUUGGUGCUGCAGGAUCACGGGGGGAAAAGGGAGAACGUGGUGCACCAGGAGAGCAGGGACCCAUGGGGCCAAGGGGUCCCAAAGGAGAGCCUGGAAAGGAUGAAAUGAUGGACUACGAUGGUAACAUCAGUGAAGCUCUCCAGGAAAUACGAACCUUGGCCUUGAUGGGACCACCAGGACUUCCAGGUGUGGCUGGACCUCCAGGGCCACCAGGACAGAAGGGUGAAAUUGGCUUACCGGGUCCUCCAGGCCAUGAUGGAGAAAAGGGACCACGAGGCAAGCCAGGAGAAAUGGGUCCCCCUGGACCUCAUGGACUGCCAGGAAGGGAUGGACCACCUGGAAUAAAGGGAGAGCCGGGCCAGAUUGGGGUUGCAGGAGAAAAGGGGCAUAAAGGAGAGCCAGGACAAGCAGGCUCACCGGGUCUUGAUGGCCCCACUGGAGAGAAAGGAGAACGAGGUGACCAAGGGAUGCCAGGACCACCAGGAUUGCCGGGUCCCAUUGGACUUCCAGGAUUGACAGGAGAGAAGGGUCAGCCUGGGGAGCGUGGAGACAAAGGAAAUCCAGGAGAAUCGAUGUCUGGCCCCCCUGGACCUCAAGGCCCACCAGGACCUCCAGGUCUUCAGGGCCUUCCAGGACCAAAGGGGGAAGCAGGGAUUGAUGGAAUGAAAGGAGAGAAGGGUGUCCAGGGUGAAAAAGGAGACAGAGGGCCACUGGGAUUACCCGGUGCUUCAGGUUUAGACGGCAGGCCUGGACCACCGGGUACUCCAGGACCAAUUGGGGUUUCGGGACCAGCAGGACCAAAAGGAGAAAGGGGUAGUAAAGGAGAUCCUGGAGUUGUAGGACCAAUGGGACCAGCAGGACUUCCUGGUUUACAAGGUCUGCCAGGUGACAAAGGAAUCCGGGGGGAGAGGGGCAAGAAAGGCUCUAGAGGGUCUAAAGGGGAUAAGGGAGACCAAGGAGCGCCUGGAUUAGAUGCACCCUGUCCGUUGGGAGAAGAUGGCCUUCCGGUUCAAGGCUGCUGGAAUAAGUGAUUGUUCUAACCCUGGACUGGCCUGUGUGUGUUAUUGUACAUAGAAUAUUUAUUUUUAUACAGCAUUCUUCUCUGAAAUGCUCGAAGUUAUGCAUUUUUACAACUUAUCAAGAAGCUGCGUAUUUUUUGUACAGGAAAUACUAGAUCUCCCUUCAUCCCUGUUUGUCAGUUCUCUGUGUAUGUCUUCAUUAUGCUUGUUUUGUCAUGGAGUACAGCUGUAAUAUUUACAUGAUACGUGUGUGCACAUGAUGGAUAUAGGAACUUAAUAAAUUAUUGCAUUAAAAGUGCCCAAAGGAACUGCCCUGUA
Messenger RNA from Meleagris gallopavo (turkey), 3411 nucleotides. The record is from RefSeq and is a predicted model, not a curated record. Lineage: Eukaryota; Metazoa; Chordata; Aves; Galliformes; Phasianidae.